AUGCCUUCAUCUCCUUCCAUCUUCUCCUCCGCAUCGCGAUUAUGGCGGACGUCUCGUGCCGGAGACUAUCUCGGCCUCCUCCUUCUAGCCGCCUCAAAUAUCGCUCUGAUGGUCACCGAACCAUUUCAUAGAAUGUUCACAAUCGAUGAUCCACGUCUAAAAUACCCUCACGCGUUAAUAGAACGAGUUUCGGUUCCAUACCUUCUCGUUCUUGCAGUUCUGGUACCACUGGGCACCAUAGUCGCCUGGACUGGAGUCCUACAAAAGGGGAGACCUUUUUUACAAUCGAGUCUAUUAGGAUUGGGGAAUAGUUUGUUACUCGCAAGCUUUAUCACCGACUUUAUAAAACAAGGCGUCGGACGGCCUAGACCGGACUUAAUCGAUCGUUGUCAACCUCGCGAAGACACCCCACAUAACGAACUAGUUACCUUCAAGGUCUGCUACCAGACGAACCACCAUAUUCUCCACGAUGGAUUUCGUUCUUUCCCGAGCGGUCACAGUUCUACCGCCUUUGCCGGCCUACUCUACCUUUCUCUUUUCCUUGCAGGCCAAUUCUUCGCAUUUAGACCUGGUGCGGAUUUGGUCAGAACUUGUGCUGCUUUCUCAGCAACGGUACUGGCUGGCUACAUAGCCCUCUCCCGUCUCGAAGACUACCGUCACGACUACGCAGACGUAUCAGUAGGCUCCUGGAUCGGAAUCCUCUGCGCCUAUUUCUCGUACCGUCGGUACUUCCACCCAUUGAGGUCCGCGAGAUGUAACGAACCUUACAAGCUAUCAUCAGAAGAAAACGGAUACGAGGGCGUAAAAGAUGAGGAUCAUGAUGAUGAAGAAGAGGAGAGAGGGAGGAGGGGUAGGUUGAGUGAUAUUGAAAUGGGAAUGGUAAGGAGUUGA
Molecule: messenger RNA, 891 nt
Organism: Orbilia oligospora ATCC 24927
Lineage: Eukaryota; Fungi; Ascomycota; Orbiliomycetes; Orbiliales; Orbiliaceae
Exons: 4
Coding region: 1-891 (296 amino acids)
Biological process (GO): phospholipid metabolic process
Molecular function (GO): phosphatidate phosphatase activity
Source: RefSeq, a predicted model, not a curated record